This is a messenger RNA of Bombyx mandarina (wild silkworm), 1541 nucleotides long. It is a transcript of the gene CYP340A3, whose product is annotated as cytochrome P450 4c21-like. Gene Ontology annotation, molecular function: oxidoreductase activity, acting on paired donors, with incorporation or reduction of molecular oxygen; monooxygenase activity; heme binding. The record is from RefSeq and is a predicted model, not a curated record. NCBI's taxonomy places the organism in Eukaryota, Metazoa, Arthropoda, Insecta, Lepidoptera, Bombycidae.
AUGUUAAUACCGGUUUUCUUAAUUAUUUUAUGCGUAAUAUUAUAUUAUUUUUAUUGGAGAGAUAAGAGCAUCAAUAAUGUUCCGUUGUGCGACAAAUAUCUGCCUAUUAUUGGACACACGCAUCUGUUUAUUGGGAACACUAAAAGAGUACUUCGAACUGUGAAAAGUAUAUGUGAAGACACGAACGACAAGGGCGGUGUAACGGUGGCUAGAUUAGCACUCCAAGAUUAUUAUGUAAUAACUGAUCCAGUUGAUAAUUUGAAAAUAGCAAAUGGAACAUUUCUGAAACACUUUGCUUAUCGAUUUACCAGCCACUGGUUAGGGGAUGGUCUCAUUACUUCUUCAGGUGAAACUUGGAAGCGUCACCGUAAGCUGCUUAAUCCGGCGUUCAACCAACAAAUACUAAACAGCUUCAUCGGUGUAUUCAAUGAUGAAUCAAGGAAACUGGUUUCUGAAAUCGGAAAUGAAAUGGCCAAAGGCCCCGUGGAGGUUACGACACCCUUCAGACAAAUGGCUUUCAGAUUAUUAUUCUUAACGGCGUUUGGUAUACCAGUGGAGGACAGCGAUUUCAAUCAGAAAUACAUCCACUCGGUCGACAAAUUAUUGUCAAUGUUGAUAUAUCGGUUCCAGAAUGUUUUAUUACACAAUUCGUUCAUUUACAAAAUUAGCGGCUUAAAGAAAAAAGAAGAACAAAUUGUUGAGACAGUACAUGCAAUGUCGAACAUGAUUAUAAAGCGUAAAAGGGAAGCUUCUAAGAACAAAUCACCGACUGACGAACAUUGUUACGACACCACACACAGAUAUAAAUCAAUACUCGAUCUGCUUCUGAAAGGAUUGGACGGAGAUGCUCUGACCGACAAAGAGAUCAGAGAUGAGGUCGACACCAUCAUAGUCGCCGGAUACGAUACAUCGUCAUGGGUCUUGACGUUGGUCAUGAUGGCACUGGGCUCUUACCCCGAAAUCCAGAAUAAAGUUUACCAGGAAGUAAGCUCCAUUUUCGGAGACUCAGAGGCAGACGUCGAUAAAUCACACUACCCAGGGUUGGUUUACGUCGAAGCUGUCCUAAAGGAGACCUUGAGACUAUAUCCGAUCGUACCAAUUGCUUUGAGACAAACUGAAAGCGACAUUGAACUGAAGAACUACACGAUACCGGCCGACAGUAACUGUGUGCUGGGUAUCUAUGGUCUGAACCGUCACCCAGUGUGGGGCCCUGACGCGCACACGUUCCGACCAGAGCGCUGGUUGGAGCCCGGAGGUGUGCCCGACGACCCUAAUGCAUUCGCAGGAUUCAGCGUCGGGAAACGGACAUGUAUCGGUAAAGUCUAUGCUCUGAUGUCUAUGAAGACCACUCUAGUGCAUUUAAUACGACGAUACAAGGUUACCGCAGAUAUCUCCAAGGUGGAAUUCAAAAUGGAUGUGCUCAUGACGCCGGUGAACAAUUGCAACGUCAAAUUUGAAUUGAGGAAGUGAAUACUUCUUGUACGAAUGUAGAACUUGUAGCUACAGGAAGUGGAUUACACUAAAUUGCCAUAAUAUGCCAC